Danio aesculapii is the source of this 951-nucleotide messenger RNA. RefSeq lists its product as uncharacterized. The record is from RefSeq and is a predicted model, not a curated record. The transcript is spliced from 4 exons. Lineage: Eukaryota; Metazoa; Chordata; Actinopteri; Cypriniformes; Danionidae. Bases 1 to 624 code for a protein of 207 amino acids.
AUGGGGAGCAAUAGCUCCAGACCAAAGAUUUGCCAAGUUGCACCAUCUCAGAGUCAACCAAUGGAGGAUAAGCCGUCCCUGCUUCCAACCUCACCAUGGAUGAUCACUGUUGUUAAAGGCACAGAGAUGCAAGAGAAAGGGAUUGUGGGACAGAGGAAACCCAACCACCUGCCUCCUUUGACAGGAGCUGAAGAAAUGGAAUGGAGAGAUGGGCCUGUCCACUGUUAUUCCACUCCCAGCCUGGGAGGGCAUUGUGGCACAAGAAAGGCACCACAGGAACACGUGAAAGGUCUCCAGCUGGUACAGACGGUGCUCAGUCGCCAAGCAACCAAGAAGCAGCAAGCUCAGCAGAGGUGGUUUCAGGAAAGACAUAGGACACCGAAGAAGAUGUGCACCACUUAUGUGGAAAAAGAUGAGAGAGAAGGACAGAAGGUCAAGCUUGUAACCAGGCCAAGGGCACAAAACAUCUUUUGGGAUGAAUUUGAGGGACAGAUUCUGGAUCCAAGGGAGCUGAUGCAGCCAAGUCCUCAGCUUGCAGGCACAAACAUGGGAGGCACAAUGCAUGACAAACCACUAAAAGAGAAAUUAGCUUUGCCAGAGGCUGAAGAUGAAAAUGUGCUAUAAGGACUCACUGAUCUGUCAAAAGAUUAGAACAAAUCUGGUCUCAGGUUUGACAGGAACAGUGCAAAGGCUGUGACACAAGCAUGAAGAUAUCUUUGCCGUAAGACUUGAAGGGCCUUGAGAAGACUCUUGAGAGGAAACAUGAAUCUGAAAAUGUACAAUAGUAGUUAAAUAUAUAAGCAUGGACAUUACUCUGGGUCAGAGGUCUUCUACCCUGUUCCUAGUACAAGUUUAUUUCCAGUUAGUUUCAGCACACCUGUGUAUUUUUAAGAGACCCUGAAAAAUUCAGGUGUCUUUGAAAAUGUUGAUCUGAACACAGUUCCUUCCUGA